GGCCGCGGGGCAGCGGCCGGUGCCGGGGCGCGGAGAGCCCUCGCCGGGGCGGCGGCGGGCGGGGGGAGAGCCGAGGAGCGGAGGUGCCGGACUCCCGCCCGACGGAGCCCCCAGGAUUACAAGGAAUUGCGUGCUUGUUCCCAGAGGCGAGCGAGGGUUAUCCCCAAGAGCCAACCUCCUUCGCGCCCUGCUGCCCAAAACAAUCCCUUGGAGUGUUGAGAAGACAGGGGGGCUUUCGGGACCAUGGCAUCGACAGAAGGUGCCAACAAUAUGCCUAAGCAAGUAGAAGUGCGGAUGCAUGAAAGUCACUUAAGUCCAGUGGAGCACAGAUCCAGGAACAUAUGUGUGCAGUUCUGCCAGUCGCUCCACAGGAAUCUGCUCCUGACUCUGACUGUGUUCGGUGUUAUCCUGGGUGCACUGUGUGGGGGUCUUCUUCGUCUAGCAACACCUAUUGACCCUGACAUCAUCAUGUUAAUAGCCUUCCCAGGAGAUAUACUUAUGAGGAUGCUAAAAAUGCUGAUCCUCCCUUUAAUUAUCUCCAGUUUAAUCACAGGACUGUCUGGUUUAGAUGCUAAAGCAAGUGGCCGAUUGGGUACAAGAGCCAUGGUCUACUACAUGUCCACCACUAUUAUUGCUGCUGUGCUGGGCGUGAUUUUGGUUUUAGCCAUCCACCCAGGGAAUCCAAAACUCAGGAAACAGCUUGGUCAAGGGAAGAAGAAUGAUGAAGUAUCUAGUCUGGAUGCUUUCUUGGAUCUGAUCCGAAACCUGUUCCCUGAAAAUCUAGUCCAAGCAUGCUUUCAGCAGAUCCAAACUGUCACCAAGAAGGUGCUGGUGCCACCACCCAUUGAAGAACCACCUAAUGUCACCGACUCUGCUUUUGCUAUGAUGAAUGAGACAGCACCACCAGAAGCCCAGAUGAUCAUUAAGAAGGGACUUGAAUUUAAGGAUGGCAUGAAUGUCCUGGGUCUGAUAGGAUUCUUUAUUGCUUUUGGCAUUGCUAUGGGGAAAAUGGGAGAACAGGCCAAGAUGAUGGUGGAUUUCUUCAACAUCCUGAAUGAGAUUGUAAUGAAGUUAGUAACUAUGAUCAUGUGGUAUUCCCCUUUGGGCAUUGCUUGCCUCAUCUGUGGAAAAAUCAUUGCAAUCAAGGACUUAGAAGUAGUUGCUAGACAACUUGGCAUGUACAUGGUCACUGUGAUUGUGGGUCUUGUCAUCCAUGGAGGGAUCUUCCUGCCUCUGCUCUACUUUGUGAUAACAAGGAAAAGCCCAUUUUCAUUCCUUGCUGGGAUUUUCCAGGCAUGGAUCACAGCACUAGGCACAGCUUCCAGUGCUGGAACAUUACCUGUCACAUUCCGGUGUCUUGAAGAAAAUUUAGGCAUUGAUAAGCGUGUAACAAGGUUCGUUCUUCCUGUGGGAGCAACUAUUAACAUGGAUGGAACUGCCCUCUAUGAAGCUGUGGCUGCCAUCUUCAUUGCACAGAUGAACGGAAUUGAGCUGGAUGGAGGCCAGAUAGUUACUGUGAGUUUGACCGCCACCCUUGCAAGUGUGGGAGCUGCCAGUAUUCCCAGCGCAGGACUCGUCACUAUGCUUCUGAUCCUCACGGCAGUGGGUCUCCCUACCCAGGAUAUCAGUUUGCUUGUUGCUGUUGACUGGCUUUUGGACCGGAUGAGAACGUCAGUCAAUGUAGUGGGGGAUUCUUUUGGUGCUGGCAUUGUCUACCACCUUUCCAAGGCAGAACUUGACACCCUUGAUUCCCAUCAUAAAGGGCAUGAAGACAUUGAAAUGACCAAGACUCAGUCAAUCUAUGACGACAUGAAAAAUCAUAGGGAAAACAACUCAAACCAAUGUGUUUUUGCAGCUCACAACUCAGUCAUAGUAGAUGAGUGCAAGGUAACACUGGCAACUAAUGGCAAAUCUGCAGACUUCAGUGUUGUUGAAGAAGAGCCUUGGAAACGUGAAAACUGAAGGAAGAAAUUCCUAGCUCCAUCUUUAAUAAGCCCUGAAGCUAUCUUCUGGCAAAAGAUAUCACAAUUAAAGAAGAUUUUUCUUUUUUCUAUUUAACAUCUACAGUUUCUGCUUACUUAAUUUCUUAAGUGAAACUUAGCAAAGAUCUCGUCACGUCAUUGUAGUGUCUUUGCCAAGCAAUGAUCCAUAACCAUCUGUCUCCCUUGUGGUUACUGUUUGGAUGAUGCAGCUGGAGAAUACUCCAUGCAGCGCAGUGUGCUCUCACCCGCCUCCUCUUUCAUUCAAGACACAGAGAAUGUAAAUGCUGCAAAAUGGGAAGAUCAAAGUGCCAGUACGGUUCACUACAGGGACUCAGGGUCACAAAUACAAGAGAAACAUAACACCACGUAAACCUUCAAGUGUUUUGGUGACUCUUGUGGCAUACCUGAUCUAUUUAGCACUGUAUGGCUAAAAUAUCUUUUGAAAAUGUCCAUAAAAAUUUCUAUUUGUUUUAAUAAGAUCAAGCACUGUAUUUUUGUGCCUAGUUGUACUUUAAACCGAACUUAGAUCCAGGGGCAAGAUUAAUUAAUGUAUAGAAGUCAAUAACUGUUUGUUAAAUCAGUACAACUAAUACUUAGCAUCAAGACAAGACCUUAGAUUUGUAUGUGCAUGUGAUAUGUUUUCAUCAGCUGUCCCAGGGCAGGUGCAGCCCUUUUUUUUGUGAUGGGGCUGUGCUGCUUUGUGACCACAAUGCAUCAUAUAAUACAAGACAGUAUUGUUGCAGGAGUGGUAGUUCCUUCACUAAAUCUAUGCCUGAUGUACAAAAUACAGAAUGCCACGGGCUCAGUUAAUGCUAUUCUUAAUCAAAGUAGGUAGCACCUUACGACUCACCCUGCUCCACUGAUGUUGGAGAGAUUCCAUAUGUGGACAGGACUACUCAAGUAAGAUACUACUAAGAUUGAUCAUGGAUGUUUUGAUUGAGUACUUAAUAAUGAGCUAUAAACAAAUUCUGAAUCCAUUACUCUAAGAAAUAGAGAGGUUUUAGAUGUGAUCAUCGGUAGCAUUUGGUAUGAAGUGAAAGCCAUCUUUCAGUUAUAUGUCCUAUUUCAGAGACUGGCUAAAUCCUGAAUUCAUUGCUAAGCCAAAUUCCAUAUAAGGUUAAUAGAAUUUGGCCAGGGUUAGGACUGAAUGAAGAAUAAAUCAGAAUUUCAGGGUUUAGAUCAGUACAUUGAAUAUACAAUCUCUCUUUCUUUUGCAGAGUAACAAUUCAUGUAGCUCUCUAAUGUGAGAGAAAUGUUUCUUAGAGCACAUGGCGUCUGAAUUAACAGGAUGGUGUUUUGUAAAUAUAGUACAACUGACUCACCCUGUCAGAAGAAAUUACAGUCACAAUAAUCACCCUGUGAAGUGUUUUUAAAGGUGCUUGUUAAUACUCAGCAAUUUUAAGACACUGGUGAAUGCCAUUACACUAUUAGCAAUGUUCUAUAGCAAAGCUGAGCCACGUGGCCUUGGAGGCUCGACCCACAGAACAAGCUUUGUGCAAUUUUGGGGGGAGCUCUCAGGGGUUCUCAGAACGAAUCAGAAUAUCAGCAUACAGUGAACUUAGAAAGUGGCAGAAAACAGAGCUGAAACAUCUUGUGUCUGUGCUCAGACCUGUUGUGGGUUUGAACAGGAAUAAUGUGUUUAACUGUAGAGUGGUAUCUGGCUCUGUAGAAGCUAUUAAAAUAUAAAUAUAAUCUGCUUUUGCUCAUCUGCAUUCAUAUAAAUAUCUCCAAACAUGCAUAUGGACCUGAGCCAGCCAAGGCUACUUGCAUGAUUAAUGAUGUGCAAGAUCAAGUCCAUUGUCAGAGUACCCCUCAUUUAAGCAUUUGUUGUUAUGGAAUUUUCUUGCCGUUGUACUUUUGUCCUCACUUGCACGCCAUGGCUACGGUCCUAAGCAAAAUGGCCUAUAUAAUUUAACAAAUAUUGAACCACUGUGAAUUCUGUAGGCCUCUAACAUGUAUUAGAGGUGGAGACCUUUUCCAGAGGCCUCCUGAAGCAUCUUAAGGAAUUUUUUUUUGGUGAGAAAUGGAAUUACAGGAUAUUCAGAGAAGUGGUGCACAGGUUACCUUCUCUUUUCUUCAUUCAUUGGUUCAUCUGGCAUAUCCAGAGUUAACCUAUAGCUAGCUGCUGCUUCUCUGAAUUUGCAUUUGAAGACAUUUUUACCACUGGGUUAUGUGCCAGAAAUUUUCCUGGGAUGGUGUGUGGGUACUCUAGAAUGUUCCCUAGUCUGAGUGUGCUGGCUCACAUCAAGUGAAAUUUGCUGUGACUUGGGUGGUAGAUAUAUCCAAGAAUAACAUGCAGUGUUUACCCCGGUUUAUAUCCAGCAUUCUCUAGCUGUUUCAUGGCACAGCUCGCUCAUUAAUAGAAUUUCCAUCCUCUUCACUGUAGCAGUUUCUUAGGAGCAGCCACACUGAUUGCCUGCCUUGAAAGUAGCUUUAGGAAACUGUCAUACGGUUUUAGCUGUCAUUCGAAACUGUUUAGCAGUUGGAAACAAAUAGGAAUGCCAGCAACAAUGUGACUCGGCAGCUCCACAAAAUUACAUAUUGAGAAACACUUUGAAUAUGCUUUCACUUACCCACUUGGGAUGUAUUGUCCUUUGAAGAGUGCUUCUUUAGAUGGAGACUAGGUGAGGAAGGAAUAAGAUACUAGAGAAACCCCACCCACACAAGGGAGAAUAAAUUUGGGUCUUUUGAUAGGACUAGAAUAGCAGACUGUGAUUUUAAAAUAGUAAUUCUGUAGAUACAGUAACUCAGGGACGUUUCAAAAGAUAAUUACGAUGGUAUUUCUAUAUUUAAAUGUGGAUAUAAGAAAAGGAGAAAUGUUUUUGGUAAACUCCUCUGCUUUUAGCCUGACUGAAUAUUUAAUGUAGUGUUACUUCAGCGCAGCACUGUAUUUAACCAUCAAAAAGCUUUCAGUUUCUCUGGGAAAAUGUAACACACUCUUGGCUUGCAUUUCUCGAUUUGCUCAUUCCACAUGAGGCUGUGUUGCUACUUAACUAAAUAAACAGAAAAUAACCCAGGGACCGGCCACUUCAGCUAAUACAGGGUUCACGUUUCAGCAGGCAGUGUUGGUUACUGACCAGUCUCUUUUUAGUUUUCACUAGGAAUGUUGCUGCAUUAAUUUUCAUCUGGCAAAUUUUUUGUAUUUGUUUGCAGUGCUGGGGUGGCAAAGUUAAAGCAUGGUGGAAAGUGAUAUGUUUUCUGUGUCAUUCCUAAGCAAAUUAACAUUUCUUUCUACAUUCAUCUCAUUUGCUGCUCUGUUGGUUCCCCCCGCCCUUGGCUGUGCAACUGUGCCAUCCUUUGCCCUUUGGAUUGCUGACAGCACACUGGCACAUGGAAAAGUCUAGACCAGGCGAAGGCUCAGUUAAUUGCAUGCUUAAUUAAGUACAUGCUUAUGCAUCUGCUUUAUGCACUUACUGCUGAAGGUAGGUCAGCUUUCUCUAAAUAUCUGUUCGCUGGAACUAAAGCACACUGUACGUUAAAACUGCAGAAGAGGUGGAGCAUUUUGCUGCUGAAUUGGUUUCUUCAUUGCUUCCCUUAGAACACAAAGGCUGCAUCAGCACUAGAAACAUGCAUGGGUCUUAUACACAAAGGUGCUUCAGAUAGGUGGGGGAUAAGCCAUUUGAACCAUAUUAUGGGAUGUGGUCCUUCCAUUUGAAUCGGUGAGAAACUCAGUAUGUCUUUGAAAAACUGUUUGCUGUAGUAAAACCUGUGCCUGCAAUGCUCUGACUACAUGAAAGCCCCACUGAAAUCUAUGGGAGUCACGGGCUUCCAGGAAAGGUCAAGUCCUUUCCUGUCUCCAUUAAGCUAUAAGGCAUUUCACAAUCCCAUCCUAGGGAAUAGUCUUUGUCUGCUAUGUAUAAUGACAUUGAUUCUCACAUCCAAAAGUUUUCUGCUAAGAUGAUGCUUUUUUUCCUAAUUGUUUCUAUGCUACAAGUCCAGCAAUGGAUUUAAAACUCAGCACAAAAAUAAGGGUACCUAUCAUUAAAUUUUUUUCUCUUUCUCCCUUGAGAUACAGCACAUCUCCAUUUCUUUCUCAAAGCACAUGGCAUUCCAAACUUUACGCCACUAUAAAAUGUACAAGUAAUACAGAUUUCUGAUUUGUUUUCCGUCACUCUCAGGGCCAUUAGUUUUCCAGCAGUAGAUACUCAGAAGAGCAGACUGUUCAUCUGAGGAGCUGCAGCAGCAGUGUUUGAACAAAUUUAUUCUGGCAACUGCCUGAAUUUUCUUUGCUUCCUCGCCUUCACUUGUGUUGUUUGCAGCCUUGUUGUAGCAACACAGCAACAGUCGCACAAAUCCCCAAAACCAUAGGCAGUAUUACACCUCACCUCUGACAUUCGCUUCUGUAAUUAUCUUUAAAAAGUCUCUGAGCUUUAGCACUAGGCUCAGAAGAAUACUUUUGUGAAGAUGUAAAGAUAUAAUUGUUUCUUUCUCAUUUCAUUAAGUUCCAUUCAUCUAUUUUUAUUGCUGCAUUUGAAUUAAUCUACAGAAGGAUAAAUAAGGGCACUUUAUAAAACUGUACUGUAAUAUUAUUCUGUUAUGAGCCAGAAGACUAUCCUUGGUUUUAUUACUGUGACUUCUAAGGCCACAAUUAAGAUAUUUUUCCUAAUAGUUAUUAUGAUAGGUGUGUAGUCCAUUGGGACAAUUCACCUCAGCUAUAAAUCACCAUAUAAGACUAUGUAAAAGCUCCUAUUCCCAGCAGAAAGCACUCUUGGGAAGAUGAGUUAUUUUAUUCUCUCCUAUCAUACUGAUGACUUUGAAGGAAAAAUAUGUACCCAAUUUCCUUUGUCUGAGUAAUGAUAUAUAGAGAGUGUAGCUUCAAGUAAUGGAAAAAAAAAAAAAAAAAAGGGUUUGCAAUACUGAAGUGUCAAAGAAGGCUGUCCAACUGUAAACAAAUUGUUCAGCUUUGCCAUGUUAUUUUGGGAAGCAUUAUGUUCUUGCUCACAAUUUACCUGAAACAAUGUAUGUAGUAUAAAUUCCUUCCAAGCCAUUGAUCUUUCUCACCACAUAGCCAGCAAGGCUGUGUCUCUCUGUGGCCCUCAAAGCACAGACUCUGCCAUUCUGCACACCUAAGGCAGGGAGGGCUCUGAUAAAGUCCCCAGCAGUGCUGUCUGGGGACAGACUGGACAGUGGGUGCCUCCUUCAUUCUUUCCUCCUGGUCGUGUUUGAUAUACAAUUGAAAUCUGCUGUUAUGAAUGAGUCAAACUGCUGCUGAUGUCCAGGCAUUGCUAAUCUUUUUACUUCUUGUCUGACUGGGCUCCCUGGCACAAGGCUCUGAGGAAAUCAUCCCUCACAUGUGCCCACCAUCCCAGAGACAUCUUCCUCUGCUCGGGGGAAGCCUGGUGACUUCCCUCUACCAUGAUGAUACAAAUCCUAGUGGAUAAGGUGUUUGUGCAAUUGCAACUACAAGUCUUACAGAAAAUCCAGGAUCCAAACAUUGAAAAAACCUAAAGCAUAUGACUGAGCCACUGAGUAGGUCUCUAUUAGUCCAGGAUGGAAAUAACCAACAGGCUAAUGAGGGAUUUGGGGAGGCAAAAAGACUUGUGACAUUUCUCACUUCACCCGACCUUUCAUUCCCUUUCACUUCUAGCUACAUUCUGCUGCAGAGCCAAAGCCAAUCGAUGCCAGAGUGUCCAAUCCUUCUAGUCUGAUUUUUCAAAAUUCAGGAGUCCUGCAAUUGUUUUUAAUGAUGCUCUAUGGCGUACACCAUUACAUGAAGGGAAACUGUUGUAGGCAGCAUCACACAACCUGAAUUGCAUGGUACCUGUAUAUUGCUUUGUAAAAUAAAUAGUAUAGUUUGCAGGGAUUUUUGUAUCAUUCUUUUCUAUUUUUUUCUACAGUUUUUCAAAGACUGUGUGCAAACUGUGUUUACGAAUUGAUUUUGCAGUCGGUAUUGUAGACUAUAGCAUUUCCAUUUUGGUGUUUUGUAUGGGCUUGUGAGUUCUUGUAUACUACAGGUUGUCCUUCCUUCUUAAAGUCAAUUGCAUAUGCUUCCAUCCAGCACAACCUGAUCUUUUCUUAAAUAUAUCCCAUUUCCUAUGAUCUGGUGUGAACUCUAGUUUGUAGAAUGCAUGAGAAAAAGCUGCAUAUGUAUUUAUAUUGUUAAAUAUUAUAUGCUGAAUGCCGAUGUAGUUAUUAAUACAGGUUUUAGGGGUUUGUACAUGUUCUCUGGAAACUACAGUGUAGACUGAACUAAAUUACCUAGUAUCUGUAAUUUACAGACACACUAAUAUUUUCUUACAGUGUUUUCUAUAUGACCAUAAAAGGUAGGGGAUUAGUCCUUUAAAGGUGAUAUGUACCUUAGAACAAAACGAGUUUCUUAUAACAUUUAGGAUCAAUGAAAUAUUUUUGUGUUAUGUUUAGGGAUGCAUUAUAAACAAAGCACAAAAUGCAAGGAGCAAAUAGGAAUUUCAAGUUGUCCUUAAAUGCUGCAGUUCAUUAUGGAACAAUGUUGUAAUAAUCUGAACAAUCUUCUAGAUUGACUGCCUUGGGCAAUCGUCCCUCAUUUUUGUCAUUUUUCCUGGUGUUACCUUUGCCAAAUCUGGCAAUUCUUUCUUAGGGUCUGACCAUAUAUAAUUGACUGACUCAGAAUACAGUUUAUAGAAAACUGGAGAUCUGGACAGGCAAAAAAUAUGCUAUCAGGUACCCAGUCCAUCUUUCUAUGAUACAGUGUAUAUGUGUUCAGCCUGGGGAAAGAGUUCGUGAUUUGGGUGGGCACCUACCUUUGCCUUCUUGAAAAGGGACCAACAGAACCACCAUGGGACCAAUGUAAUUGGGUAGCAUCGCACAAAAUACCUCCUGCUUUCUUAUGUAUUUUAAAGAGAACAACCGCUAUAUUUUUUGACCAGGAAAAGUGAGAGUUGCUUCUUUAUUAUGGUCAUCUGUUCCCAUUAGGCAAAUACCUGUUGGCAUUAAGGCCGUGGCUGUAAUAAUUUCUAUUUAAUUAACAAGGAACUGUUUUAAGAGGAAUAAAAAUAAUAUAAAUAUUCAUAACAAUUAUAUCACAAAAAAUAUAUAGAUAUUAUGGCCUACUAGCUCUUUGACUGUGAUUCAAAACAAAGAAAACAUUGACUAGCAAGUACUGCUGUCCCAGUGUGACUGAUACUUCUCUUCCACUAUUCAGAAAUCUGUGGGGCCAUGUUAUUCUGCUGACAUUUUGGAAACUAAAUUUAUAGUAGAUAUACAUGUAGGAAGUGUGUUGAUACACCCUUGUAUUUUAAUCUUCUAUUUUAAAUCAGAUGUACCGGGUAUUAUCUUAAUAGGAACUGCAGGUAGAGUAGUGUUGAAUUACUAAUAGCUGUAAAACCUUAUUGAUACCAGUUUUGAUGUUUUGUUGAAGCAUGAUGUCCAGUGCCUCUCUGCACUUAGUGUAGAUAAUGUAGCUAUCAACAUGUAAUUUCAGUGAAAUGGUGUAUACAGUAUGUGUAGCAGUGCUUUAAUUUAAUUUAAUUGGUUUCUGUGUAUUGAGCCAUAGUAGAAAAUGAGACCGUCCUUUAAAAUUUUGUUCUACUUUCUGUUUUUCAUUUGUGUCUGGGUUUGUUUCCUUUUGACCUUUCAGCCCAUUAGGUUCCACAGCUUAGUAACUGCUUUAUUUGUCUAUUAUGGAGUAUCCUGCUCUGAUAACAUUCAACAUCAUAAAUGCAGCCAACUUAUUGUAAAUAUGUUAUUUUUAGUUUUCAGCUAUCUAACCAGUGUGGUAUGUGUUAGUACCUGCAUGUGUGUAGUUCCCUGGCAGUGAGUGAAAGUGAUUCCAGCAUAGAUUUGCUGCCUUGUGAAUGCGGUUGUUAUGACCUUAAGAAUUAACGUUCACCUAGAAUGGUUAGUUCCUGUUUUAUUUUCUUCUUGUUUGCUUGAAAUGUUGGGACUCUCUAUCACCAGAAAUUAGUAAGUCACUCUUUGAACUGGCACAGUGAAUCAGGGGAAAUCCAUCUAACUGCAUUCCUUCCGGAUGUCCUGGCUGACUCGUUAUGCACUGCGCAUCAUUCAGCCCUGAGUCACAUCACGGCAUCGCAGGAUCGCUCUGAGUCAUUUCCAGUUCCUCCUCGAGCACAGACGCCGGCAGAGCAAGCACAGUCCCACGACUGGGACAGGGCAAGGUUGCAGCCAGGUGCGGCUGCCACUUCUCUCCAGAGCACCCGAGAAGUCAAAGCAGGAACCUCUGCCUUGUCCCCUCAGCAGGAACAGUCUCUGAGUGAAUACACUCAUGAGCAAAGGUGCACUCUUUCUUGGAUAUCAAUAGUUACUGGAAAUUAAAUGCAAAGCUAAAUGCUUCUCUCUCAAGCUACUGUGGUUGUUGUACAGGCCUGUUGUUUAAAAAAAGUAUGAUCAUGAAACAAAUAUGUCAACUAUGUAGUCAGUGGCAAAAAUCUUCUGAAAUCAGGGCUACAGUUCAGAUCUGUGAGAAAAUAAGACCUUUCUGGGGCAAAACCUGAAGGUGGUUCUGAAAGAGCUUGGGACAGCAAGAAGAAACUAGUUUGUUCCUAGAUGCCCCGGGCUUGCAUGUCAUAAAUAUAAUCAUCCCCUGUAAGCAGAAAGAGAUCAAACUCAGGCCCUAAAACACAGGCAGUAUCCUGCUUGGUGAGUCCCGUUACGUGGCUUCGGGAUGAAUUGCACACUCCAGUACCGUGCACUGCCUAUUCAUCAUCUCUAUGCCCCUCUUAAAAGCGACCAGGCAUGAGGUCGAACCUUUUGAGACGUUUCAUGUAAAAGAGAUAAAAAAGGAAGAGAGAUAAGGUUGAUCUUUUCCUUGCACUCAAAAAGUUCCCCAGAUUUUGAAAUGACAUACUGUACAGUAUCUGUAGCACGGUUUGUUUAAAAACUAAUGAAUGCAGAUGAUAACAUUUCUCCCAACUCUGGGCUCUGUUCUUGUAUAUGGUAGUUGGAAUGCCUCAUUGACUGAGUCUAUUUUUGUAGUUCAGAUCCUUUCCUCCUUACAAUGAUUGGUAGUCAUUUGCUUUUAAUGCUUUCUUACGGUGUGCACCGAUUUCUGUAACUUUCAUGUAUAAAACAAACUAGACAUUCUUUCUGUAUUGGAAAUAGUAGUGAAUAUAAUAUUUCACUAAGUGUUGUACCUCUUAUGUACAUAUCAUCAAUAAAUGU
Athene cunicularia (burrowing owl) is the source of this 11078-nucleotide messenger RNA. RefSeq names its product solute carrier family 1 member 2 (gene SLC1A2). Gene Ontology annotation, cellular component: plasma membrane. Gene Ontology annotation, biological process: L-glutamate transmembrane transport. Gene Ontology annotation, molecular function: L-glutamate transmembrane transporter activity; neutral L-amino acid transmembrane transporter activity; glutamate:sodium symporter activity. The transcript has 11 exons. Lineage: Eukaryota; Metazoa; Chordata; Aves; Strigiformes; Strigidae. The coding region runs from base 244 to 1962 and encodes 572 amino acids. The record is from RefSeq and is a predicted model, not a curated record.